Anopheles maculipalpis is the source of this 822-nucleotide messenger RNA. RefSeq lists its product as uncharacterized. Bases 1 to 807 code for a protein of 268 amino acids. Gene Ontology annotation, molecular function: Hsp90 protein binding. The transcript is spliced from 4 exons. Lineage: Eukaryota; Metazoa; Arthropoda; Insecta; Diptera; Culicidae. The record is from RefSeq and is a predicted model, not a curated record.
AUGUAUCGUGAGUAUGCGGCACAGCCCAAAAGCACCGACGAAAAACCGAUACCAUCGGAAAAGGAGGCAGGCAAAAGCAACCUUAACCUAACGGCGGACGAGCUGAAAGAGGAGGGUAAUCGGUGUGUGAAAGCCGGCAACUUUACCGAGGCGAUCCUGCACUACACCCAUGCAAUCAAGCUUAGCCCAGCGGAUCCCAUACUGUACAGCAAUCGAUCGCUAGCGUUCUGUAAGAUGCAGCAGUAUUAUUACGCAAAUGAAGACGCCGAUAGGGCGAUCGCGUUGAAUCCUGCCUGGGCGAAAGGUUACUUCCGGAAGGCUGAAGUGAGCAUGGGUGUGGGUCAGUACGAUACGGCUCUACUAUCGUACGGCAAAGCGCUGCAACUUCAGCCACAGGAUAUGGGCAUCAUUCAAGCCGCCCGGAAAGCUGCCACGCUUAGUAAUGCAGAACGUGAAAAGGAGAAGCGUUCUCCUUUUAUUGGUAGCGCCAUUGGUUGUGCUGUUGGGUUGUGUAUCGUUCUGGCCGAUAUGCUACUAACGGAAAAUCCAUCCAUAAAGUACACUUCAUUGAUGGUGUUUAUCAUAAUGGUGAUCACUAGCAUGGGCUUCGGAAUAGCUAAAUUAGUGUGGUACUACACAAAACUGCAAAGGAAAGGUUUGCUUGACCCGCCCGUCGAUUUGCUAGAAGACUUUCAAAAGCAUAAAGAAGCAGAGGAUGCAUCGCCGCCGGGAGGAGAGCCUCGUCAUGAACGGAAUCGUUACACAAAAGCACAAGCGAGACAGCGCUUGAAAAAGGCGAAAACAUAAGUGACCUUUUUUUUU